UGUACUUUCUCCUCUCAGUUUGACCUAAGUCCAGCAAAUGCUAGCACCAUUCAAAGUCCAAAUUUGUGUUUUGCUCUGUUUGAAAAUGUUUCCUUUCACCAUCCAAGGUUGCCUAAGGAAACAAUGACAGUGACGGUGGUGUAUGAUAACUCUGAGGUAACAGAGCUCUCUGCAACUCAGCACCUUUACCUCAAGCCCAUAGCAAAAUUGAUGAUCAAUGUAUUGCUCCCAGAGAGUAUAGAACCUAUGAGGCCUUUCUCCAACUGGGAAGUUCUUAACCAGCUGAAGAGCCUGAUUUGCCCUGAUCACUUCACCACAGUUUGACUCUCCAAGAGUACGAAGGACUUCAUCCAGUUCGAGGGGGAGGCUGAAACGCAAAGUUUGGUUCAGAUCCUAAAGGCAAAAUUACAUGGGAAGAUCAUCAAACUAAAUGGGUUGAAAACAGACUUAAAAGUAAUUACUGCAGAUGCUCAGGGAGAGUGGGAGCACUUCCCCAAGGAACAGGAGGCCUCAUCUAGUCACCGGGCUCAUGAGUUGGACCACAAUCAGAGCCUGGAUUCCAUACAUUUCGAAGGCUUGCCCUGCAAGUGGUUUGCACCUAAAGGUUCCAGUGGGGAGAAGACAUGUGAAGAGACCCUUUGGGUGGUCUUUGAAAGUUUUGGGAAGAUCAAGAAUGUGGAUAUCCCUAUGCUUGACCCCUACAGAGAGGUAAUGACUGAUGAAAGCUCUGGGGGUUUUAGCUUCGGCUUGCAGACAUUUGAGGCCUUUAUACAGUACCAGGAGUCAACUGAGUUCAGAAAAGCCAUGGAGUCCCUUCGAGGGAUGAAGCUGAUGCUUAAAGGGGAUGAUGGGAAAGCUCUGGCAUGUAAAAUUAAGGUUAUGUUUGAUACAACCAAAUACAUCAGCAAAGGAGCUGUAAGGAGGAGAAAUCAAGAAAGGCUAAAAUUACAAGAGCUGGAGGAAGAAAGGAAAAAAAAGAAGAGAGAAGAGAAAGAGGCUGAAAGAAAAAGAAAGGAGGAGGAGAGGAAAGCCCAGGAAAAGAGGAAGAAGGCCAGGGUCAGGAGGUGAGCCCUGAAGGAAAGGGACAGACACCAGCAAAGGAAGCAGGACAGAGCCAAAGCUGAGGUGCCUCAGGAGCCCAGCUCUUCGGAGGAGUGGGAGGAGCGGAAGUUCCUACUGGCUCAGAGGCGAGUGGAGGGCAGUUGGUUGCUACUGGUGCUCCUGAAGAAAACUGCUGAAUACACACAGUUUAAACCACAAGAAGUAGAAGUCACCGGCUCUGAAGCUAAUCACGAGCCAAGUCACCCAACAAGUACAUGUCAGUGGCAGAGGUCUGUCCAUGCUAAGGGAAAUGGAUUUCAAAUCAAUUUGAGAAAGUGCAAAUAUGAGGCAACCAGGUUGAGCCAAAUGCAAAACCUGCAAAGAAGAGAACAGGUUCAAGAAGAUGCUUACUGGGCAAAGAGUCAUACUCGGGAUCCUGUGCAAAAACCACAAAAUAGAGCCAGUGGAGCUGAUGAUCAGCUGACCCCAAUUGAUGGAAAGGACUGUCUGUUGGAAAAGACCCAUGCUUACCAGGUCAAAGAUUCCAAAUCCAGAAGUCAAAGCCAAUUUUCCUCAUAUAAAAGGUCAGUAGAGUUGGAGUUGAAAGAUUUUUUUGAGGAUAUUAGUAGUGAUUCUGAAUGCUUCAGUGAAACCCUUACUGUAAACAAAGAAGAGAAAGAGAAAUCUGUGACCACAUAUGAAAGUGCACCAGAAAGAAGAUCUCUUAGUGCUGAUAGAGUCAUCACUUACAAUCAAGAAAUUAGAUCAAGUCAGCCGACCUUAUAUUCAAAGUGGAAACAUUUUGGGGAGGAGAAACACUCUAACUACCAGCUUAGGAAACCAGGCAACAGGCUCAAGUAUGAACAGAGAUGUUCAUGGCCUGAGGGUGAAAACAAUUCCAUGAGAGCUGAGAAUAGCAACAGCAUAAAGGAGAAAAGGCUAGCCCCCAAAUACUUGUUUGAUCAGGGCAACUACUAUAAGUCCAGUUCCAGUGACCUAUUAGACAAUAUCACAAGAAAGAGGAGGAGGUUUAGUAAUAAUACAUUUUACCAGAAAGUGAACUACAGGCCCUUUCAUGUUCCAGCAACAUCAUUAAAAUGUCCUAAUACUUUCUACUGGAGGUGUUUUCCCCAAAGAAGACAGACUUGGUGGAAGUCAGAACAUAACCAGGAUGCAAAAAGGUUCAGAAGAUACGAGAAUUCUACAGAUUUCAGGCUGACUUCUGGUAAUUAUCACAUUAGACCUAACAGUCAGGAGCACACUGACUACAGAAGCUAUUUAGGAAACAACACUAGUUCUUUAUAUUUUUAAAUGUUUUGAAGGUCU
This is a messenger RNA of Miniopterus natalensis, 2367 nucleotides long. The record is from RefSeq and is a predicted model, not a curated record. Lineage: Eukaryota; Metazoa; Chordata; Mammalia; Chiroptera; Miniopteridae.